Molecule: messenger RNA, 4944 nt
Organism: Plectropomus leopardus (leopard coralgrouper)
Lineage: Eukaryota; Metazoa; Chordata; Actinopteri; Perciformes; Serranidae
Gene: pdia5
Product: protein disulfide isomerase family A, member 5
Biological process (GO): protein folding
Cellular component (GO): endoplasmic reticulum
Molecular function (GO): protein disulfide isomerase activity
Source: RefSeq, a predicted model, not a curated record
CAUCAUGGCCUCUUGGAACCGCCACGGGAGUCGGAUGAGAGAGGCGAAAAUGCUCAUGUUGGCGUUGCUGGUUUGGCUGCUGCCACUGCUGGAGGCGGCGAAGGUGUCUCCUCUCAUAGAGAAGGUCAGCGACCACAAAGACUUCAAGAAGCUGCUCAGGACGAGAACCAACGUUCUGGUGGUCUACACCAAGACAGCUACAUCAGGGGACUCCCACCUGAAACUGCUAUCAGAUGUGGCCCAGACAGUCAAGGGCCAAGGGACUAUCGCCUGGGUCAACUGUGGAGACUCAGAGGGCCGUAAACUCUGCAAGAAAGUGAAGGUGGACCCGAGCUCCAAACAUGGAGGAGCAGAGCUGCUGCAUUACAAAGAUGGGACGUUCCACACCGAGUACAACAGGCCCGCCACCUUCAAGUCCAUGGUCGCGUUCUUGAAAGACCCGUCAGGACCCCCACUGUGGGAGGAGAACCCAGAGGCAAAAGACGUUGUCCACAUAGAGUCAGAAAAAGACUUCAGGAAGUUGCUGAAGAAAGAGGAGAGGCCAGUCCUCUUGAUGUUCUACGCUCCCUGGUGCGGCGUUUGUAAGAGAAUGCAACCCAUCUUUCAGCAAGCAGCCACAGAGACCAAGGGAAAAUAUGUACUGGCAGGGAUGAAUGUGCACCCGGCCGAGUUUGACGGCCUGAAGCAGGAGUACAACGUCAAAGGCUACCCGACCUUCUGCUACUUUGAGAAGGGGAAGUUUCUUUACCACUAUGAGAACUACGGGGCCACAGCCAAGGAUAUCGCCGACUGGAUGAGGAACCCUCAGCCCCCCCAGCCCAAGACCCCCGAGGUGCCGUGGUCGGAGUCAGACUCCCCAGUCUUCCACCUGACCGAUGAGUCCUUUGACAGCUUCCUGGAGGAACAUCCUGCAGCCCUGGUCAUGUUCUACGCCCCCUGGUGUGGACACUGCAAGAAGAUGAAGCCAGAGUAUGAUGAAGCUGCUGAAAUACUCAACAGGGGCGCAGAUAGUCCGGGCGCGUUGGCAGCAGUGGAUGCCACCGUGCACAAAGCCGUGGGGGAUCGCUUCAAGAUCUCCGGCUUCCCGACAGUUAAGUAUUUCGAGAAAGGCGAGGAGAAGUACACACUGCCGCACCUCCGAAGCAAAGACAAGAUCAUCGAGUUCAUGCACAAUCCCCAGGCUCCUCCUCCACCAGAGCAGUCUUGGGAGGACAAGCCUUCCAGCGUCAGCCAUCUUGGAUCUGAGGAUUUCCGAGAGGCGCUGAAGAAGAAGAAACACGCUCUGGUGAUGUUCUACGCUCCCUGGUGUCCGCACUGUAAAAACGCUGUUCCACACUUCACCACGGCAGCAGAGCUCUUCAAAGAGGACCGCAAGAUUGUGUAUGCUGCUGUGGACUGUACAAAAGGACAGAACCAUGACCUGUGUAAGCAGGAGGGUGUGGAGGGCUACCCAACGUUCAACCACUACAACUAUGGCAAGUUUGUGGAAAAAUACAAUGGAGAUCGUGGGGAGGCAGGCUUCACAGGUUUCAUGCGCAGCUUAAGAGGACGCGAUCAGGAAAAGGUUGUCAAGAGGAAGGAGGAGCUCUGAGGUUGGCGUGCGGGGACGGGGAGUUGCACUGCACAGUUUGUCAUUGCACUGUGACCCUUGACCCUGGCAAGGGCCCUUUUCAGCACUGACUUGGGAGACUUGAUGACCUCAGCGAAAGGCUAUUUUUUAUACCGUCGUGAUCACGUUUGUAAUAAUACCAACAGAGUACCUACAGCGAGACCGACCACUUGAGACUUCUUUUUUUCAUGGAUAUUCCGAUGGGCAGAAAAUACACUGACAAAAAAAAGUGAUUUCUCUUUCCUUUUUCUUUGAUUGCCCAAAAAAUGUGACUACACAUGUGAAAAGCUACACCCUAUACCUUAUCUAUGCAAUACUGACCCCUGCUUAGCCCUGUGGGGGUCUGUGUAACGGAGAGACACCCGUGGUGGUGGGCAUCAAUAGUUAAAGGCGGAGGCUGCACUGUCCGUCACUCCACUGGGGUCCUAAUCCAGUCCUAUCAACCGUGCUCCGUCUCUGCAAAGAGACACACUAUGAUUAUUGACAUACACCAAUAUUUUUACUAAGUCAAGAACCAUACAGAAUAUUGCUUUGUUAUCCUCACAGUCAGCUGAGACAUACCUGCAUUUCACACAUACAUCUAAAAAAAUGCUUGUGCAGUAACAUUUGUUGUCAUGCUGUAUUCAUGUGGAAUCGGGGGGGUGGCAGAUGGCAAACUGGUUGUCAUUUUAGUGGAUGAGAGCAGAAAAGUGGUAAACCGUGGGUUGACUCAUGGGGUGACUUGCCGGUCUGCGAUUCGGGUGAGCUUUAAGAGCUGCGUCUUCAUCAAAGGCUUCUACUUAGUAGUAACUCACCAAAAAACAGUGCAAUAGUCCACCUUCUCUUUCUCUCUCUCUGUCACUCUCACGCCGGGUUCACACUGGACGCAGAAGUGUCCAAUACGUGAAUUGUCACACAGCUGUUUGCCAGCAAUCACACUAAAGGCACAUUGCCCCUCUGCUCUCUCUAAUCACAUAUAGAGCUCUGUCUCUGUCUGAUUGUGUGUCCGCUCAUCUCACUCGCUGUCUGUUUAGACACAGCUGACACAUAUGUGGAAGCACUGGAUGCAUAUUUUAUCACUUUAAUAUAUCCAUAUCCAUAUAUAUCCAUGUUUAAUAUAUCCUUUACAUUGUUCCAGUGUGUUUUUCUGUCACAUUUGCUUGCAGCUCAUGGAAAAAAUAGACUAUAUGCCUAAACUGUCUGCAGGUCAUUUGUUAGAAAUGUGGGGCGCAGUGGCUGGGUUAGCCUUGUGGUGCUGGUUUUAAGACACCUGACCCCCUGCAGGACGGUAACAUUAGCUGUGGCCGACAGAGAACAACGGUAAUGGUAGAUGGCAUUGCUGUUAAGUUUUUUGCCAUCCUCCAUGAUGGAAUUUACGACCGGAUGUUUUGUGUUUUUUGCACCUUCGCACAAAGAGAAAACAUGAACAAUCUGGACAUUAGUAGAAAAUUACAUUAGAUAAAAAACAAAAUGAUUGUAUUUAUUAUAUCUUUUUCCAUUCUUUGUAAACAGUACAGCAUCACCAUCACAACAUAUUGUCUCGCAGGUUUAGUUUUACCUUCCUGCCAUUCUGUCAGACUGUUUGUUUUUUUUCCUGCCGUCCUGGUGUUUUCAGUCUGCUGUCUGCCUGAUUUCACGUAAACGCAGCGUAAUCAAAUACUGUAGCAGUGUGAAGUGGGUGAAACCAUGGCCAAAGGGUCAAUAUUCUGUAUGGUUCCAGUCUCUCGUGAUUAGUUUUGCUUUUAGGAAGGACUUUUGUUUGCUUAAAACUGUGGCCUUAAAGAUAUGAAAAAUAGAAACAUGCUGGAAUUGCAGAAAUAUAUAAAAUAAGUGGAAUGGGACUCAGAGGCCUGGUGCCCUUGCAAUUCCCUCAAGUCAUGGACCAGAGCAAGUCAAAGAAGAAAAAAAGAAAACAAGACCAUGAAAUGCCAAAUAUUCUUGCGCAUUGCCCUUGAUAUUUCCACGCUUUGUACAUUUCCAAAUAUUAACACUCAAAGCUGUAGUGAUUUAACAAGGGUAAGGCUCAUUCGCCUACAGUAAGCAUGGGAGUGUGGAGGCUAAAUAUUGCAUGAUGAUCAUGAAAUCUUCCCUCCGUCCACUGAAGCAAUCAUGGAUUCCACCCAACGUCCCACAGUCGCGUCUGCAGUCACACAUUGUUCAGGGAGAUGCUGAAAUCAUUUCUGGUUUACACUUUGGGCAUUCAGGGGUUUUUUUUUUGUUUAAGGGUACCCAGUCUGUUUUGUGCCCGUGCAUUUCCGCCACUUUCUGCUGAACCGAACGGCACCAAGGAGCCAAAAUGACAGCCCUCCUCUUGACAGCUUGUCUCGAUCUGUGUCUGCCUGCCAUGCCUUGGCCUGGAAUCGCUCGGCCUCGGUUCGCUCGGACAGCGCUCUCUCUCUCUCUCUCCCAUGCCUCCCCAUCAUGUUCCAAGGGAUGGAUUCAGAGUACAUCCGAGGAGUAAUUAAGCGAAGUCUCCAGACCCCCUCCCACUCCUGGCAGCAUAACACCAUCAUCAUUACUUUUGUGGCGAUUUUUUUCUUUUAUGUUGUGUGUUUUCAACUCCCACGCUUCGGCCACUAUAAAUAUUUAAAGGCUUAUCUGUAGCUGAACUUGUGUUUUAUUAUUCAAGACUUUGGUUUCUUUCAUUAUGAAUAAGGUUCUCAGGGAUAGCGAAACACAAUUAAAGGGAACUAGUUUGUUUGUAAUUUUUUGCAUUCCAGCUGAAUAAUUUUGAGCCCUUAGGUCACCAAAUUAAACAUUGUUUACAUUUGUAUCCCACAGUAAAAAUAAAUCAAUAAAUAAAUUGUCCUUUUUCUGUGCUAUAUCAUGACAACAUGUAAUUGUCAGUAGAUGUUACUGAACCAUUUCUUGUCAUACGUUAUCAUCGUGAUUCCUGAUGGACUCAUUCCAAGUGUAUCGGUUUCAAAUGUUCUGGCUGGUACCAAACACUUUUUCUGUGUUCAGUGUUCAAUGUGACUAUUAUCAUUCCACGGUAUGCGAGGGCAUUUUGAACGAGCGCUUUACACAGUUAGGUGUUGACAUAUCGCUGUAAUUAGGUGUUCAUUCUCCUCUCCAGGGGAAACAAUUACCUUUUGUCUGCUGUGUUCAUUUGUUUUUGUUUAGGAGUCUCCGCAGUGACAUUGCAUAUUUGUUGAAUAAUAGAAAGACCACCUCUCUUAUCCCAAAGGUAUCCAUGUUGUGUGAGAAUUUGUCACACUUAUGCCAAGAAGUCAUUGUUUUCCUUUGUUGAUUUUUCUGUGCCCAGCCAUACGUACAGUUUUUCCCCUUGCAGUAAGGACCUUGCGAGAUUUAAAAAAAAAACAAAAAACUUAAUAAAGUCAAACGUUUCCAAAACA